UUUGGUCAAAUGAUUCACUUGAUAUUCCAUUGCUUAAUCAUGUCCUUAAUUCAAUUCAACUAUAAAUCGCUAGUUGUUUGUUUUGAUUUUCGUAAACAUUCUAUGUGAUUAGGGAACUCCCGUUCGAUAUGCUUCGAUAUGUUUUCAUUGAUUCGCAUUUGCCAUUUCUCGAUUGCGAUGACGUCGAUCUGGUUUUGUGGAGAGAUGUUUCUCGUGCCUCUUGUUGUUUUCGGCCAGCAUUGACGCAUAGCGAUAAACAGUCUGCUACAAAUGUUUCUUAUUUUUUUUUGGGACUGUUUUCAUAACAAUAUCAUCAGUGAUUUGCAUACACACACAUGUCGAAGACUGGUUUCCUCGUCAGCUUAUCACGCUCCGGCCGCAUGAUGAUGAUGUUGUUUGCCGAUUGCCGAUUCCCCAACUAGAUCAGCGGUUGGGGUAUAAAAGCGAUUAGCAGCAGCCGCCUUGAACACACAACCAAAUCGGCACGAUACGUGGCUAAAACCAAAACCAUAACCAACAAGGCUCCUCAACUUUUUUCCAUAACGUGAAAAAACAAAUGUGUCAAUGAAGACACCAGAUACCAAAGCGAAGCUUUUAAAUAAUAUAAGUCUCUCUAAACAUCUAUCCUCCAAAAAGGGUUCACGCACCAGCAACUGCGGCAAUCGUCUGGAAUUCUCCGUGCUCACACUUUUAACCAACGUGCCCUGA
Messenger RNA from Drosophila nasuta, 708 nucleotides. RefSeq lists its product as uncharacterized. The transcript has 2 exons. The record is from RefSeq and is a predicted model, not a curated record. The coding region runs from base 565 to 708 and encodes 47 amino acids. NCBI's taxonomy places the organism in Eukaryota, Metazoa, Arthropoda, Insecta, Diptera, Drosophilidae.